GCGCUGGAAGUCAGCUCGGUCCGGAGUGUGUCGGUAAUUAAGCCUGCGCCUCGAGUGAUCUGAUUUCUCUCCCUGAUCAAACUUUCAGCGACUGAGCCUUUUGAUCGUUCAAUGUGAUUUUGCUUUUUGUUUUGUUUUGUUUUUUCCAAGCUUUCUUUUCCACGCCUCGCACAGGGUCGGCAGGUGUGAACGAUCGCAGACCCCUCUCUGUGUCGUCGGAGGGAAUCGUCGUUUCGGAGUUAAAGUUUUUUCUUUACCUCGUUCGAUUUUUCUCCUUUUUUUGUAAGCUGUCGGAUGCAUUCGUGUAGAUAUAUUUCUAGUGGUUGGCGCGGGUGUAACACGCUGCCGUAGUGUGUUGUAUUCUGGCUGUGGAUUUCUGCUGUAGCAGGUGAUGUGUCGGGAAUUCAAUAGAUGGAUAAUAAUGGACCCCGAGAAGGUAAUGCUGCCACUUCCCACAUUACCGACCACCACUUCAAGGAACAGAUCGAGGAGAAAUCUUGCUGGCCUGUGACCUUGUGUCGACCAGGCUUGCUCUGUUUGUGGCGCGAAAAGUCCUAACCUGUCUCAGGGAGUGACGAUAACUCAGGGGUUCUGGAUUACAUCUUGGGCAACCCCCAACUUUUAAAACUUAAGUUUUGAUUCCUGAAAUGGUUUAUGUCUCUUCAUUAUUUUACUACAGGUAUGGGCCUUAAUUCAGAAGUUUAGCCUCUUCAAGAACAUAAUAUAUUGUGUUUAAAAGGGGAGUAAACUUCUGGACGUCGAAUUCUAUUUUAGUCGUGCUUCACUGAUAGACAAGAGUUGUGUCCAGCUGGUGCUACGUCGUACUGGUCUAACGGCCAGCUAUCAUGGUCACUGUUCUGACUCCCUUGAGCAAUAGGCACGCAGAACGACCAGUAGACGCAUCAGUGGACUCCAACUGUGACUCUUACAAGUGUCGCGGACAGAUCCUUAAUCGACCCCGCCCUUCAGACAACAAGCAACAUUUGACCCUUUUGAUUAGGUCAGAUCACCCCAAAGGUGUUUUGAUUUCUUCUUCUACUACAGCAACACUAUCAUCAUCAUCCUCAGUAGCAGCAGUAGGGUCAGAAACUGCUAGUACUAUCCCAGUCUCAGCGCAUUCUACAAAACUUGACAGCAAAGUUCGGAAUUUCACCAGGCCUCCUCUCUGUUCUAGCUCUGCAUCUGACGUCAUCCCUCGGAUUAUUUUGUCGGAUCUUUCUUCACUUACGUCAUCAACAACGUCGAAAAAACAUUGACCACGACAUGGUUGAGCCAACCACCCUGGCUGCAGCGUGAUUUUGGCGGCGAUCCAACCCAAUCGCGGUCCCCUUUUGGUCAAAAAGCAAACAACGACAAAGCGGAAUAAAACGUGAGAGGUGGAGUUAGUGAUAUUGGAGUCUACUCUAUUCCUCAUGUUGGUGCGUCCUCCAAAUGCACUUGUGUUCCACUUCGGAUCGAAUGCAUCGUCAGUUUGAUUCCAUUCCAUUCGUCCUAUUUUGCUGACGAGUCGAGUCAGGAGCAAUCUGCCAUGAGGACACCACUGAUUGCCUUCCUACUCUUACUCGCAGACGUUAUAGAAGGUCUGACUCACAACAUCCAGUUGUCAGAGGAGGACAAGCUCAUCAAGACGUUGCUGGCUCGAUACCGGCGCAGGGGCAAGUACGGCCGGCCAGUAUCGCACUACAACGAGACAAUUACGAUAAAUUACAACAUGCAACUUAUACAGAUUCUCGAUCUGGACGAGCGGAAUCAAGUUCUAACUCUCAACGUCUGGGAUCGAUAUAUCUGGCAAGACAUGCACAUGAAAUGGUCACCAAAGGAACACGGCGGUGUCAAGAAAAUCCGGGUACCGCCCAGUAAAAUCUGGAUCCCGGAUAUAAAACUGUACAACUAUGCGGACACCCGUCUGGCAGAGAAACGAGACGCCCUGUGUGUGAUAAGCCAUACAGGUCAAGUGCUAUGGAUGCCUCAAGCUAUCUACAAGAGCUCAUGUGUGAUCGACGUGGUGACAUUCCCGUUCGAUGUCCAGGAGUGCAAGCUCAAGUUCGGCUCCUGGACCUACGACGGCAACUUGGUGGAUCUCAAGAUUCUCAUAAACGACACAGGCCAUGACGAGGGCGAGAUAGACAUAGGAGAGUACGUCAAGAGCAACUCAUGGGAGAUACUUGGGCACCCGGCCAAACGGAACGUUGAGCUGUACACCUGCUGUCCCAACCAACCGUUCAUCGAUCUGUCUUUCACCAUCAUCUUCCAGAGGCGAGCCACCUUCUACAACUACAUCCUCAUCCUGCCCUGUGUGCUGCUCACCUCGCUCACCCUCGUGCUCUUCUGGAUACCGCCCGAGUCGCCAGCCAAACUCAUGCUGGGUAUCAACAUCUUUGUGGCGUUUUUCCUGUUGUUGUUACUGAUGGAAGCCAACUUGCCUCCGUCAGCCGCCAAAGUGCCUCUUUUAGGGACUUACUAUUGCUUAAAUAUGGUCCUCAUUACGCUGUCAUCAUUUCUGAAUGCCUUUGUCGUGAAUCUUUCCUUCUUCGGAGCCCGGAGACCCCUGCCACACUGCAUGAGGAUGGUCAUGUUCGAGUUCUUCGCGAAGAUUCUCUGCAUGGACAGCCUGGUGCGUCCAUUUCGUGACAAGACCAUCUCGGAGUUGACGUCACGCCUGUGCGCUGACCGCAUGCCAUUCCUGGGGAUGAACCUGAAUGGCGACAACAGCAGCAAGUGGAACAAGAGCGACGGCCGCUCCUCCUCGGCCGAGGGACUGCUCACCGCACAGGGAGAGCCCGACCAGCAUUUCGCCCAGCUCAACCUGAUCAACUACCAGCUGGGGGAGCUGAUGGAGUUCAUCAAGUCUUAUAAAGGACGUAUCACCGAAAAAGACAGGAAAGAUCGGGUGGCACGCGAGUGGAAAGCGGUCAGUUUGAUCUUCGACCGCAUCUUCUUCCUUAUAUACCUGACCACUAUCAUCACGUCGCUGUGUGUUGUGCUGCCCAUCAUCACCGAGCCAGAAAUUCCCGGGCUGGGCAAGUCAUGAUACCGGCCCCCCGCCCCUCCACGCUUAAUGCUCGCACGCACUUUGCGCUCUCGCAUUACAUACACACCUGAGGCAAUGGUUCUCCUAGCCUCUGCUUUGCUUAUUUACGCAUCGCUAUCAUCCGGGGUCUUAGAAAUAGUGGCUGAGCCGACUCGUACGCUCUACAAAACCUGGCGACUUUGAAGUACGGAAAUGUGCUGCAGUGAGUCUGUGUACGUUUGGCGUAAGUUCAACUCACUCGUUAUUACUGCGUCCUCUGGUGGCCGGCGGUCAUUCCCACAAAUCACCAAGGCUAUAUUAUCAUCCUUGCUACUGUUUAAAUGUGAUUCGUUGUGUCGUCAUUGUUGUCUGUGAUAUGUCACGUACGUGGUGAUUACACGUGCUGGUGUGGAAGCCUAUUAAGAUAUUUUGUGCAUGUGCUUGUUUGCGCGUGUGAAGGUGAGAGAUAGAGAGAAGGACUCGAGGGAGAAGGAGAGGGCCGAAUUAAUUAACGUACAGUGCAGUCUGAGCAGACCUUACGAAA
Aplysia californica (California sea hare) is the source of this 3554-nucleotide messenger RNA. Its product is annotated as neuronal acetylcholine receptor subunit alpha-10. The record is from RefSeq and is a predicted model, not a curated record. Gene Ontology annotation, biological process: regulation of membrane potential; chemical synaptic transmission; nervous system process. The transcript has 11 exons. Gene Ontology annotation, molecular function: transmembrane signaling receptor activity; acetylcholine-gated monoatomic cation-selective channel activity. The coding region runs from base 1529 to 3031 and encodes 500 amino acids. Gene Ontology annotation, cellular component: postsynaptic membrane; synapse; neuron projection. Lineage: Eukaryota; Metazoa; Mollusca; Gastropoda; Aplysiida; Aplysiidae.